AUGGCGUCUUCACUCUUUCUCCUCGCCCUUUCGUUGGGCUUGCAAGCCAAUGCUGCAGCACUGCCAGCUUCUGCACAGGCAACGGGCCUCGACAUCAGCAGCACGCUUCAAAACAUUCUAGCCAACACGCAAAACAGCAAUGGCUACACAUAUCCUACAGAUCUGACCAGAGGCAUCGUACCCAAACCAAUCCACUCGCACAACGACUACUGGCGUGACGUGCCCUUCUACUCUGCGCUCUCCGUAGGCUGUGCCUCCGUCGAGGCCGAUGUCUGGCUCUACAACGGCACUCUCUAUGUUGGCCACGAAGAAUCCGCCUUGACACCCGCUCGCACCCUCGAAUCGCUCUACAUCCAACCCAUCCUGGAUACCAUUCAACGGCAGAACCCGUCAUCCCCCUUCGUCACCUCCCCCACCAAGAACGGCGUCUUCGACACUUCAUCAGGCCAAACGCUUCUUCUGUUCAUCGACGUCAAGACCGACGGCGAAACCACCUGGCCCGCGGUCGUCAGCGCGCUAGAACCCCUUCGCACCCCGGGCUAUCUCACCACCUUCAACGGCACGGGCGUCACCACCAACCCGGUCACCGUCAUCGGCACCGGCAACACACCUCUAGACCAAAUCCAGCCCCUCAAGCAACGUGACUACUUCUUCGACGCCCACCUGGAGCUACUCAACUCGACAGAGUCCAACAUCACCGCCGCCGUCUCGCCCGUGGCGUCGACGGAUUUCAACGCCCAGUUCGGCGCCAUCAACGGCACCACCUUCAAUUCCACCCAGUUAGAGCUGCUGAUCAGCCAGAUCGAGGUCGCCAAGUCAAAGGGCAUCCUCGCGCGGUAUUGGGAUACCCCGGCAUGGCCAAUCAGCACACGGAAUGCGGUGUGGACGACCUUACUCGAGCAGGGUGUCGGACUGUUGAACGCGGACGACUUGCCUGCUGCGGCGGGAUUUGGAGCUUAUUAUGGCAUGUGGUGA
Molecule: messenger RNA, 975 nt
Organism: Fonsecaea multimorphosa CBS 102226
Lineage: Eukaryota; Fungi; Ascomycota; Eurotiomycetes; Chaetothyriales; Herpotrichiellaceae
Exons: 2
Coding region: 1-975 (324 amino acids)
Biological process (GO): lipid metabolic process
Molecular function (GO): phosphoric diester hydrolase activity
Source: RefSeq, a predicted model, not a curated record